Molecule: messenger RNA, 1565 nt
Organism: Pseudo-nitzschia multistriata
Lineage: Eukaryota; Bacillariophyta; Bacillariophyceae; Bacillariales; Bacillariaceae
Source: the annotation of a GenBank genome assembly
UUCGACAAGGAAUACCGGUUUAUCUGCAUUCAAUACACAACAACCAAUUCACAAUGAAGUUCUCUGCCGUUGUCAUGAGCGUGGCUCUUGCUGCCUCCCAAACCUCCGCCUUCGUGGCCCCCUCUGCUCGUUCUUCCGCCAUGAGCAGGUUGUACUCGUCGGAAAUGAAAGAAGAAACCGCCGCACCGACCACCACCACUGAAGAUGCUGCUCCAGGUACGAUUGAUACCGAGUUUGUAUCGUUCUCUCUGUAACUUACAUCAUCCCUCACUAACUUUUCUAGCUUCUCCUAUCCCUGCAGCAGACAUGAAAGAAUUUGAAGACAAGGUUGUCGAAGAAACCGCGUCGGAACUCAAGGCUGCCGCCACCGCUGCUGCCGUUGCCGCCCCUGCCGCCCCUGUGACCGCUGCCGACUACGUUUUGAAGACCAUCGACAAGAGCAAGAUCGUCCCGUAAGUUGUGUUGAAAUGUUUGGUCUCGGAUGUCGAAUGUGGUGUGGUUAGUGCUUUCGCUCUUUUUUGUCGKUCGCGAGGAAUCCAUCGUUCUGAGUCUUUUGCAUAGAAUUCACCCCAUUGACUUCUGUAUAYCUUGUUUAUUCCAGUGGCCGAAACGCAGAGACGGACCGAUCUGUUGCYGUUCCUUUYCUCAAGCGACCUCCUAAGCUCGACGGAACCCAAGCCGGAGAUUUCGGUUUCGAUCCUUUGGGACUCACCGAAGAAUUCGACUUGUUCACCAUGCAAGAAGCCGAACUCCGACACGCACGUCUUGCCAUGCUCGCYGUUGUCGGCUGGCCUCUUUCCGAAUUGUUUGCUCCUUCGUGGAUGCUUCAAAACGGAUGCGCUCCCAGUGUCCUCAACGGAUUCAACCCUGUCUCCGCCGUGGCUGUUCUCGCUGCCUUCGGAGCCUUUGGAUUUUUCGAAUACAAAACCGCCCUCCGAAGAAACGACAACACCGCCUUUGGAAAAAUGCACCGUGCCGAUUUGGCCGAUUGCAAGGACGGAGAAUACGGAGUUGCCGGGGACUACAACUUCGAYCCCCUUGGACUUUACUCGUCGAUCGGAAACGAUGCUUAUGCCCGCAAGGGUCUGAGAGAGGUCGAGAUCAGCCACGGACGAUCGGCCAUGCUUGGAAUCACCGCGUUUGCCGCCUGGGAAGCCCUCACCGGACACCCCAUCGUCGAGAACUCCAUGUUCUUCCACCCUAACUUUGAGCUCCCUGCUCUUGUCGCCGCUUACUACGCYUUUGGUUUCUUCUACGAACGUGACGAAGAAAGCGCCGACACCUUCUUCCGAUACAAACUAAGCAGCGAAGGAAAUGCSCGAUUGGAAAACAUGAAGAUCGGAGGAGGAGAAUCCGCCGCUCCCUCUUUGCCUUUCGACGUCGAUGCCAUCAAAGAAAUUCCCGAUAAGAUCUCUGCCACAGUUGAAACCCUUCAACAACAAUACAGCAAGCUAGAAAACGCAUACAUGGACAAUGUUGUCAAAAAGGAUUAAUUUGAAUCUYUCAUUUUGUCGCAAUACCAAUACCAUAAUAAACUAUGAAACCAAUAUAAACAUUACAAUAUC